Molecule: messenger RNA, 669 nt
Organism: Neoarthrinium moseri
Lineage: Eukaryota; Fungi; Ascomycota; Sordariomycetes; Amphisphaeriales; Apiosporaceae
Exons: 2
Coding region: 1-669 (222 amino acids)
Source: RefSeq, a predicted model, not a curated record
AUGUCUUCCGAUGCCCAACACCUCCGAAUCCGCAGCGCAAGGUCAACAGGCCAUGACGCCCAGUUUGUAGUUGCAGCGUGGGAUUCCACACUGCCGUAUCUCGCUUCCAUUGGCGCCGGCGAGAUGUGGGGAGGCCAGCCUUUUUCCCAGAGAGAAGGCUUCGAGGAGGAAAUCAAGGAUGUUGUUCUCAAGUCGGAAGAGGACGACUGGAACGAUAGUCGGCGUCUUCUGAUGGCGGAAGUUGAGACCCCGGUGGAUGGCACCUCAAACAUUGUCCCAGUUGGAGCGGCGCUGAUCCGCGACACCUUGCCGUAUUAUCUUACAGAACGUCAGGAGCUCAAGAGUGAGAUAGAGAAGAAGAGAUCGCUUCUGUUCAUCGAGGUCAUCAUCUCGGACCACCGAUCUCAGCCUCGGUAUAGAGGUACGGGAGCUGCUCUGGUGGAGGCCAUCAAGCGCCGUGCACUGGAAAAAGGCAAAGAUGUUGUGUACCUAGAUGCAUGGGCGGGCAAUGGAAGGAAGUUGAACAGGCAAGUGUACUACGAAGGUCUCGGUUUUAGAAAUGUUGGCGACUUCCAUUUGACGAGAAACAAUGGAUCUACAUGGCCGGGAACUCUCUACUGCAUAGAUAUUAAUACUUCAAAUGCGCAGGUAGCUGAAGCAGGUAGCUGA